GGGGGGCACUGAGGGCAGGGCGGGAGCGCGCCAGCAACAAAGAUGGCAGCGCGGGGACGGAAUCUGAUUGGCUGAGCCGGAAUUGGAGCCACAGCCGAUUGGCUGAGCCGCUACGUGAAAGCCGAUUGGCCGCGGCUCCUCUUUCGCCGAAGCCGAUUGGCUGGUGCGCUGCGUGACCCGGAAGUACCGCGCGGUGUGACCCGGAAGUACCGGCGGCGCUGCCCGUCAUGGCGGCGCGGGCGGCGCUGGAGGUGGCGGCGGCGGCCGCGUCGCGGGACGUGGUUCUGUACGAGCACGACCGCAGCCGCUUCUUCCGCCUCUUGGGGCUCUUCUGCGCGGGGCAGGGGCUCUUCUGGGCCUACCUGGCGCACUUCGCCUUCACGGCGCUGCGCCCCGCGCCCGCUCCCGCUCCCGGUCCCGGUCCCGACGACCCGCUGCGACCCCGCGACAACAAGUGGCGCUUUGCGUACACGGCGUCCUGCCUCACCGUCGGCUCGCUGACGGUGGCCGCGGGCUGGCUGCUGCCGCUGCGCUCGGUGCACCGGGUGACGCUGCUGCGGGGCGGCUCCGCCGUGGCGCUGCGCACGCCGGGCCCGCUCGGCCUGGGCCGCCGCACGCUCACGGUGCCGCUGCGGGACGUGUCCGGCCGCGCCCACCGCAGCGAGGCCGCCGCCGCCGUCCCGGUCAAGCUCCGGGGCCGCCCGUUCUUCUUCCUGCUCGACACCGGCGGCAUCCGCGAGCCCCGGCUCUUCGACGUCACCGUGGGCGCCUUCCGCGGCUUCUAGGGGACACCGGGACAGCGGGACACCGAGGGGACACCCCGGGACACCCCGAGCACACCGUGGGGACACCGGGGGGACACGGGCAGGACACGGCGGCGGUGGCACCUCCUGACCCCCGGUGUGCCCCCCCCGGUGUCCCGGGACAGCGCCGUUGUCACCCGCUCUCCCCCCCCGCAAUAAAGGCUUGGACCCCCCCCGGCUCUCGGGGGGGGAUUUUGGGGUCA
Messenger RNA from Vidua chalybeata, 1006 nucleotides. It is a transcript of the gene TMEM223, whose product is annotated as transmembrane protein 223. Gene Ontology annotation, cellular component: mitochondrion. The transcript is spliced from 2 exons. The coding region runs from base 228 to 785 and encodes 185 amino acids. The record is from RefSeq and is a predicted model, not a curated record. Gene Ontology annotation, biological process: nervous system development. Lineage: Eukaryota; Metazoa; Chordata; Aves; Passeriformes; Viduidae.